Messenger RNA from Neopsephotus bourkii (Bourke's parrot), 1505 nucleotides. It is a transcript of the gene ERCC8, whose product is annotated as ERCC excision repair 8, CSA ubiquitin ligase complex subunit. Bases 439 to 1299 code for a protein of 286 amino acids. Gene Ontology annotation, molecular function: protein binding. Gene Ontology annotation, cellular component: Cul4A-RING E3 ubiquitin ligase complex; nucleotide-excision repair complex. The transcript has 10 exons. Lineage: Eukaryota; Metazoa; Chordata; Aves; Psittaciformes; Psittacidae. Gene Ontology annotation, biological process: protein polyubiquitination; proteasome-mediated ubiquitin-dependent protein catabolic process; transcription-coupled nucleotide-excision repair. The record is from RefSeq and is a predicted model, not a curated record.
AGGCUAGGAGUGGACAAAAGGCUAGGAGGGAAUACAGCUGGGACAGCUGACCUGAAUUGACCAAAGGGAUGUUGAUGUUCAAUGCCAUGAAACAUAAUGUGCAGCAACAAAAUUGAGGGGGAAAGUUUUUAAGGAGCUGUCAUUUCUCAGGUUCUGGGUCUUAAGGGAUUGCUUUUGCAUUGCUUGCCUCUUUUUUUUUUUAUUUUUUAUUGUUUUGUUUACUUUUACAUAUUAAAAUGCCUGUAUCUUAACUAGGUUUUCUCACCUUUGCCAUUUGUAUUCUGUCCCUCAUCCCAUUGCAUGUGGGGUGUGAGCAAGCUGCUGUGGUGGUGCUUAGCUGCCUACAGUUAACCCACAACAGCAUGGUUAAAAAGGAGCCAUCCUGAUGUACACAAAUUCAGUGUGGAGACAGUCCAGUGGUAUCCUCAUGACACUGGCAUGUUUACAUCCAGCUCGUUUGAUAAAACCUUGAAAAUAUGGGAUACAAAUACUUUAAAAUCUGCAGAUGCCUUUCACUUUAAAGGGACAGUUUAUAGCCAUCACAUGUCUCCAGUUGCUACAAAUCAUUGUUUAGUAGCAGUUGGUACCAAAAGCCCCAAAGUACAUCUCUGUGACUUGAAGUCUGGAUCUUCUUCUCACAUUCUUCAGGGUCACAGGCAGGAAGUACUGGCAGUGGCUUGGUCCUCACGUCAUGAAUAUGUUUUGGCAACAGGAAGUGCAGAUGGUAAAGUGAAAUUAUGGGACGUGAGGAGAGCAUCUGGAUGUCUGAAUACACUUGAUCAGCACAAUGGAGAAAAGUCCAAAGCAUCUUCGGAGGCAGCAAACAGUGCUCACACUGGGAGAGUUAAUGGUUUAUGCUAUACAAAUGAUGGACUUCAUCUGUUAACCACUGGUACAGAUGAUCGGAUGCGACUCUGGAACAGCUUCACUGGAGAAAAUACAUUAGUGAAUUAUGGGAAAGUCUGCAAUGAAAGCAGAAAGGGACUCAAAUUCACCGUCUCUUGUGGCUGUGAUCCAGAGUUUGCCUUUGUACCAUAUGGUAGUACCAUUGCUGUUUACACAGUUUUCACAGGAGAACUGAUAACUAUGCUUAGAGGGCAUUACACUGCUGUCAACUGCUGUGUAUUUCAGCCUAAUUUUCAGGAACUUUAUAGUGGUAGCAGAGAUCGCAAUAUCCUUGCAUGGAUACCAGCUCUUCGUGAGCCAGUUCCUGAUGAUGUUUCUGAAAAGGCUCUGCCUCAACAGCAUUUAAAUCCAGCAUAUGAAGACGCAUGGAGCAGCAGUGAUGAUGAAGGCUGAAUUUCAAUUAUGUGCUGAUAUGCAGUUGACGCUCAGGCACUGCGUUCACAGGCUUCAUCUACAGAUUUGGUUAAUGUCUUAUAAAUUACAACUGGAUUUUUGGUACAGUUCUGUUAGGGCAAGUUAUUUUGGAAAUGAGUUUUCACUGUUCUGUGUUUUUCCUUCACUGUUAAAUUUAAAGGAUUGCUUUUUCAUACUUACUGACU